This is a messenger RNA of Cannabis sativa, 1874 nucleotides long. RefSeq names its product GATA transcription factor 19. Gene Ontology annotation, biological process: regulation of DNA-templated transcription. The transcript has 10 exons. NCBI's taxonomy places the organism in Eukaryota, Viridiplantae, Streptophyta, Magnoliopsida, Rosales, Cannabaceae. Gene Ontology annotation, molecular function: protein binding; zinc ion binding; sequence-specific DNA binding. Bases 352 to 1512 code for a protein of 386 amino acids. The record is from RefSeq and is a predicted model, not a curated record.
GUACAGUAUAUAUACAUGUAUAUAUAUGUGUUCUCAGUUUCUUCAUUGUAAAGCUCAACGGAGUUAUUUUCUCGGAAACUGGAUGGAAAAUAAGGCAACUCUUUUAUAUAAUUUCGAUUUCUGGCCUUAUAAUAUACUGACCUGUGGAUACAAUUUUAUGUAUAUAUUAUAUAUGUAAACAUAUAGAAAGUUAGGGUUUAGACUUUAGUGUUUGAAAAUUUGAGUCACAUUUUAAGGGGAUUAGUUAAAGUUAAGAGGAUUUUGGUAAGAGAAGGAAUUGGAAUUUGUAUAUGUAUAUGUAUUUGUAAUUUUUGUGUUUGGGAAGUGAGAAAGUGAGCUGAUGCUGGAGAAAUGGACACAGUCAAUCCACAGCCACUGCAAGUGAGACCGUAUGUAGCAGAAGGAGGAGGUCAUAUCGUGCAGUUUGCAGUACUGGGAGAAAGCAAUGGAGUUUGUUUUGAUGUUGAUGUUGUUGGAGGUGGAGGUCGAAGCGAUUCUGUGAAUGGAGGAGUUGGAGAUUCUCCGAGGGAUUUCGCAAUGGUUGCCUGUGGAAAUUCCGGUGUGCCUUCUCGGACUAGUGAGCUCACCAUUGCGUUCGAAGGCGAGGUCUACGUGUUCCCGGCGGUAACGCCAGAGAAGGUGCAAGCAGUGUUGUUACUAUUGGGAGGGUGUGAUGUACCCAGCUGCGCUCCUAGCUCUGAAUUUAUAGUAGAGCAGAAUAGCAGGGGUGUGAGUGACUUGACUCGAAGUUCAAAAGUUUCGCGAAGAAUUGCAUCCCUCAUGAGGUUCCGGGAAAAGAGAAAGGAAAGAUGUUUUGAAAAGAAAAUUCGAUACACUUGUCGGAAAGAGGUUGCCCAGAGGAUGCAUCGCAAGAAUGGACAGUUUGCAUCAUCAAAAGAGUCUUGUAAAACGGAUGUAGGAAACUGGGAUUCAAGUGAUGGCACUCCUUGUGCAGAAUCUGAAUUACGUAAAUGCCAACAUUGUGGGAUCAAUGAAAAGUGUACUCCUGCAAUGCGCCGGGGCCCUGGUGGUCCUAGAUCACUUUGCAAUGCUUGUGGGCUCAUGUGGGCAAACAAGGGAACUCUGAGAGAUCUUUCCAAAUCAGGAACAGGAAGGGCUAUUACUUUUGAUCAAAAUGAAAUGGAAACUACAGGUGAUGUUAAGCCUUUGGCUGUGGAGGCGGAAAACUCCUAUCAUGAGCAGGAUGGUCAGGGAAGCCCGGAUGAGAUUAAGCCUGUCUCAUUGGAUUCUGAAAAUCCUUCCUUGAGGCUGAGUGAUCAGGAAAUGCAGGAUUUGCAGGACCUGCAAGAUAUGCACGAAAUACAGGGAACUAAUGCUGAAGUAGUAACUGAUCAUGUGUCAAUUCAAGUAGAGAAUUCAUCAGUUGAGCUUGACGAGCAGGAAGUUUUAGAUGAAUUUACCAACACAUCAGGGACAGAAUUUGAUCUGCCCGAAAACUUUGAUGACCAGAUAUCAGUGUUUAACAGUCUAACGUCAAAUAUUGGAGACUAACGAUAACAAUACAGGAUUUGGGUAAUAGAACUAGCUCUAAAUUUUUAUAAAGGUGAAGAAGGUACGUACAGGUUGGGAUAUAUAUAUAUAGGUACUAUUACUACUCACUUCACUAAAGCCAAUAGUAGUAUGGUAACUUUGUGAAUUUAAUGUAUUUGUGAAAUCUGGAAGAAGAAGCACCACACAUGGUUUUCAUGACCCAGAACCUAGGUGUGCACUACUGAUCACUACUCUUACUCUAACAGUACACUUGAUUAUCAGAAAAUGAAUGGUUUAUGUUUAUAGACACAGGUUCCUUCAUCUGUAUUAUAGUGAAGAAGAAAUUUUCAUUCUAUAUAUAGUGUGAUUAAGUUUCUGGAUUC